Molecule: messenger RNA, 2151 nt
Organism: Plasmodium gaboni
Lineage: Eukaryota; Apicomplexa; Aconoidasida; Haemosporida; Plasmodiidae
Exons: 2
Source: RefSeq, a predicted model, not a curated record
AUGGCAAAAAAAAAAAAACAAAUACAUUUGAAUAUAAUUGAUUUUCAAAAAUAUUAUCAAACUGAUGAUUUAUUAUUAGAUACCUCCAUAUCCACAGAAAAAAAAACAGUAGAUAGUCAAAAAUUUAUAAGAAAAAACAGAACGUUAGAAAAGGAUGAAGUGGUUCAAAAUAUAGACUGGAGAACAUUUGAUAAUGAAAAAGAAAAAGAAAAAGAAACAAAUAAUGAGAAUACUUCAAAUGUAAAUAAAAUAAAAAGUCCGGGACAAGAAAAAAAAAAUUUUAAAAAAAAUAAUGAUGUUAUAACAUUAGGAGCACGUAAUAAAAAUAAAUCAACCAAUUUAAAUGCUGAUGAUUUAGAUUUUACAAACUUGAGAAACAAAAAGAAAGAAAAUGAAGAUGUUGAUUUCGCAAAUUUAAGAAAUAAAAAAAAAGAAGAUGAUAUGGACUUUUCAAAUUUAAGAAAUAAAAAAAAAGAAGAUGAAGAUGUUGAUUUUUCAAGUGUAAGAAAUAAAAAGAAAGAAGAUGAUUUAGAUUUCUCAAAUGUAAGAAAUAAAAAGAAAGAAGAUGAAGAUGUUGAGUUCUCAAAUUUAAGAAAUAAAAAGAAAGAAGAUGAUUUAGAUUUUUCAAAUGUAAGAAAUAAAAAAAAAGAAGACGAUAUGGACUUUUCUGAUAUAAGAAAUAAAAAGAAAGAAGAUGAUUUAGACUUUUCAAAUUUAAGAAAUAAAAAGAAAGAGGAUGAUAUGGACUUUUCUAAUUUAAGAAAUAAAAAGAAAGAGGAUGAUUUAGACUUUUCAAAUUUGAGAAAUAAAAAUAAAGAAGAAUCCAAGGGAAAUGAUACAAAUAAAAGUGAGAAACCACUUUAUCUAAGAAGAUUAGAAGAAUAUAGAAAAAAAAAGAAACUUGAGAGUAAAGCAAAUGAGGCAGAAAUGAAAGUGAACGAAAAGGAACAAACAGAUAAUAAAAGUGAGAAACCACUUUAUCUAAGAAGAUUAGAAGAAUAUAGAAAAAAAAAGAAACUUGAGAGUAAAGCAAAUGAGGCAGAAAUGAAAGUGAACGAAAAGGAACAAACAGAUGAUAUUCAAGAAAGAAAAGAAGAAAUAAAUAAAGAGAUAAAAGAAGAUGUGAAAGAAGAUAUAAAAGAAGAAGUAAAAGAAGAAGUAAAAGAAGAAGUAAAAGAAGAAGUAAAAGAAGAAGUAAAAGAAGAAGUAAAAGAAGAGGUAAAAGAAGAAAUAAAAGAAGAAAUAAAAGAAGAAAUAAAAGAAGAAGUAAAAGAAGAAAUAAAAGAAGAAAUAAAAGAAGAAAUAAAAGAAGAAAUAAAAGACGAAGUAAAUGAAGUUAAAGAAGAAUUAAAAAAUGAAAUACCAAGUGAAACAACGAAAGAAGAAAUAAAUAAAGAACAGAAAAAGGAAGAAACCGAAAAAAAGAAAUUUAUUCCUAAAAGAGUUAUUAUGUAUCAACAAGAAUUAAAAGAAAAAGAAGAAAGAAAUUUGAAAUUAUUAGAAGAACAAAGAAAAGAGAGAGAACUGAGAUUACAACAAAUUAGAAGUAAAAUCCAAGGUACUUCAUCAACUUUUAUUCCAUCUGCAAAAUUAAAGCAUUUGGAAUCUUUAAAAGAGGAAAAGAAAAAAGAUGUAAAAACAAAUAUACCUCCUAAAGAUAAUAAUAAUAAUAAUAAUAUUACUGCUUUAAAAAAUAAUAAAAAUGAAGAACAAAAUGUUAUUAAAAAAAAAAGUAUAUUCUUAGAAAUAGCUGAAAAAACAGAAAAUGCAAAAAUUGUUGAAAAAACAGAUAUUGAAGAAAUAGCAAAAAAAAAGAGAGAAGAACUUUACAAAAAACAAUUAGAAAAAAUUACAAAAAAAAAUGAAGAACAUAUAAAAUAUAAUAAUAUUUAUAAACAUGAUGUAAAUAUAAUAAAGAAUUUUUAUAAUGAAAUAAAAGAUAAAAUAAUUCAAAAUUAUUAUUUUAAUCAAGACGAUUGUAUUUCCUUAUGUUCAAUCUUAAAAACGGAUGACUGUAACUAUAUGGAGAGUCACGUACCUUUUUAUGUGGCUAUAUCCAUUUUUAUGUUAAGUCUCCCACAGAAACUUCAAAUUGACGAUUAUUUCAAGAGAGCUAGCAAUAUCAAAAACCUUCUCAUUUAUUUAAAAGAA